Molecule: messenger RNA, 1039 nt
Organism: Anopheles moucheti
Lineage: Eukaryota; Metazoa; Arthropoda; Insecta; Diptera; Culicidae
Product: 28 kDa heat- and acid-stable phosphoprotein-like
Exons: 3
Coding region: 188-706 (172 amino acids)
Cellular component (GO): cytosol
Molecular function (GO): RNA binding
Source: RefSeq, a predicted model, not a curated record
UGAGAGAUUUUUUACUGCAUCGUUUCGUACACGUUUGGAGGGCAACAGCGGAAUUAUUUGCCAGUAGAAGAGUGCCAUUAGUGGAACAAAACUUAAUUUCUCAGUUAGUUAGAAGCAGCUGGUGCACCGGAACGCUUAAUAAGUUGUGUGAUAGGAACGCUUGCGUCUUCCCAACGCACGCUAAAUUAUGCCGCGAGGAAAGUACGUUAACCAUAAGGGGCGCAAUCGCAACUUUACCAAUCCGGAAGAGCUAGAGGCACAACGGAAGAAGGACGAGGAGGAAAAAAAAUGGCGCAAGACGCGAGAGCAGGGUUCGGGCGAUGAUGAUGAUGAAGACGACGGAGACAAUGAGGACGAGGACGAAGAUGAUUCGGACGCAUCGGAAUCCGAUGAUGAAAAUGCUAAGGGCGCACAGUCAGUGAUACAGAUUCAAAACCCAAACCGUGUGGCAAAGAAGUCACACCGAAAGGUGAACGAGGUGGACGAGGACGAAGAGCCACAGUUGACACGUCGAGAGAAGGAGGAGCUGGAAAAGCAGCGGGCAGCGGCGGCGUACCAAAAACGGCACGCAGAAGGCAAAACCGCACAAGCGAAAGCUGAUCUAGCACGAUUGGCAAUCAUCAAACAGCACCGUGCAGAAGCAGCGGCAAGACGUGAGGCUGAGAAGAAAGACAAAGAAGCUAAAAUGAAGAGCGCCGAUUCUUAGAGUUUCCCCGUCGGCCGCAGAUGUAGGUUUUCCACGUUCAAAAUGAAUUUUCACACGCACCUUUAGAUCCACAACGAUCUUUAUCGAAAAUAUUCUACUGUCCCGAUUUUAUUAUCUUCUGCGUGUGAAUGCAACGUGUUUCCCGUCCUGGAGCUAUGUCAGCUGACCGUAAACCCUAAACUCCUUCUAGUAGCUAAUAUGAAAAUGACGUAAAAACUUUAUUUUCAUCAUUUUUUUCUGCUAGAGUGUGGUACAUCGAUGGGCAGUAAAUUUAAUUGUACAAUAAAUAUAAAACUCUAAUCGGCCAACUCUCUAUGUAAUGUUCUUUAAUAU